Cadophora gregata is the source of this 2236-nucleotide messenger RNA. RefSeq lists its product as uncharacterized. Gene Ontology annotation, biological process: cellulose catabolic process. The record is from RefSeq and is a predicted model, not a curated record. Gene Ontology annotation, molecular function: hydrolase activity, hydrolyzing O-glycosyl compounds. The transcript is spliced from 2 exons. Bases 729 to 1913 code for a protein of 394 amino acids. NCBI's taxonomy places the organism in Eukaryota, Fungi, Ascomycota, Leotiomycetes, Helotiales, Ploettnerulaceae.
CUUCUUGAUAAGAUUGUCGUAACAUCCAAGACUGGAAUAUCGCCUCCAAGAUAUUGUCAGGUGAGUCGACCCUUGCCGAUUCAUGCCACUUGUUCUUGCUUCCACCCCCAAGCAUCACCUCCAGCACACUUCCUCGCCUAUCAAUCGUAUACUUAAUCACCCUCAUCUACUCACUAUCUAUUUUAUCUGGGCUCCUUCCGAUCGUCCCUGGGACCUGCGUCGAUCUCAAACGCCUUACUCGCGGCUGAACGCAACGGGCCAGCACUCCGUCUCGGCAUGAUUGCCAGACCUUAAUCUGACCUCAAUAUACUUCACGUCCCCUCCCCCGCAUCACCAUGUCUUUUGUUUAUCCGUGGAGAUACGUUGCCCCGCUUCCAAGUCCGGCAUGCCAAUUACUCGCACAAUGCCAUCUCCCGACGAGGCUCAUCGGAGUGUCGGCGCCGUGAUAAUUAAUGUUCCCGUUUACUGAUCGUCCAGGAUCGACUUCAUUUAUCCUCGACGAGCAUGCCACGACCCAAAUUUUAAUGUCAUAUGUCCUGCUUUGUAUAUUAUUGGGAGGCAAAUGCUACCGAACUUCGCAUGCCACGCAAACUGUCCUCAAGAUGAGGUGCUUGAAGUACUGCUCCAGAGUACUGGAUCGCAAAUAUAAAUAUAAAAUCGAUGUGCUGCUCUGAAACUAUUUCCUUUCGUCUAUCGCCAUUUCAUUUCUUCACUACAAUCCUUUCAGUAUGCUUUACUCUACUAUCCUUACAGCCUUGACAGGCGCUACCUUUGUCUCAGCCGCUCCAAAAUGGCCUAUCAAACCCAACACCACAGAUGUCAACCCUUUCCUCGGCAAGAACUAUUUCGCAAAUUCAUUCUACGCCAGCGAGCUGAAGGAGACCAUCGCUACCUUCCUCGCUAAGAACGAUACUCUGAACGCGGCACGAACACGGACCGUCCAGAACACUGGUACUUUUGUCUGGGUCGCCUCCGUCGCUGGCCUCUCCAACAUCGAGAGUACAGUCAAGGAAGCCCGAGCAGAGCAGAAGCGCACAAAGAAGAAGCAGAUCGUACAAUUAGUGUUGUACGAUCUCCCUGAUCGUGACUGCUCCGGUGGUGAAUCAGGUGGAGAGUUCAGAUCGGCGGACAAUGGUCUUGAGCUGUACAAGCGAACCUUUGUUGAUCCUUAUGCUGCCGCUGUGAAAGCUGCAUCUGACUUGACUUUUGCUAUCAUCCUUGAGCCGGAUAGUUUGGGCAACGCUGUCACGAACCAGAAUAUUCCUUUCUGUGCAGGAGCUACGCCUGUCUAUGAGGAGGGCAUUGCAUACGCCAUCUCCAAGUUACAAGCCAAGAACGUGCAUCUCUACAUCGAUGCCGCACAUGGUGGAUGGUUAGGAUGGGACGAUAACCUCCCAAAAGCCGCCGCCGAAUUCGCCAAAGUCGUCUCCCUCGCUCAGAACCUCACAGCCGGCGCCAAAAUCCGCGGCUUCGCCACCGACGUCUCAAACUUCAACCCCUACAUCGCCAACCCGCGCGCAAACUACACCGAAUGGAGCCACUCCUUCGACGAGCUCAACUACGCACAAUCCCUGGCGCCGCACCUCGCCGCCGCCUCCCCCUCCCUCCCCGCACACUUCAUCAUCGACCAGGGCCGCAGCGGCCUGCAGAAUACCAGGACGGAGUGGGGCGAGUGGUGUAAUGUGAGGGCUGGGUUUGGUAUCCGCCCGACGACGGACACGGGCAGUGAGUUGGUGGAUAGUAUUGUUUGGGCGAAGCCUGGGGGGGAGUCGGAUGGGGCGUGUGGGCCGAUGAUUGAGGGGAAGGGGGCCCCGAGGGCGGGGUUGUGGUGGAAUGAUUAUGCGGUGGAGUUGGUGAAGAAUGCGGAGCCGCCGUUGAAGCCGACGUGGGCGAAGGGUGGACAUGCGUAUUGAAGUUGGGUGAUGAGUUGGACUGGGCUUGGCUGAGAUGGCGGUAGAGAUAGCUUGUACAUAUGAGGUAGAAGAGCAGAUGGAAUGUAUAUACACAGAGAUACUUGAACAGAAAAUAAGACAAUGGGAUUAUGAUUAGACAUAAGAUGAACUUUCCUUUACAACCUAUGCAUCAUCAUUCAUUCUUCCUCCCUCCUUUAAUCUCACCGAAUCCCCACCCACCCAAUCAACGCAACCCCUCAUCCCUCUUCACAGCCAAAAACGUCAAACUCCACAACUGCACGAUAUUACUCUCCGUGGGACUCACCCCCGCCGGUGGCGGCAAC